AUGGCUAAUGUGAAAUGUUUGAUUAUUGUAAUGUCAUGUCCAGCAGAUGAUGCUUCAGAUGCCAAGUCAGAGCCUGUUGAGUCUGCACCAGAAACGAUACCAGAGGCAUCACCUCCUGUUGUUCAAGAGAAGAAGCCUGCAGAGAAACAACCUGUUAAGCCAAAGUGGCUGAAAUUGUGA
This is a messenger RNA of Prunus armeniaca (apricot), 180 nucleotides long. The record is from the annotation of a GenBank genome assembly. Lineage: Eukaryota; Viridiplantae; Streptophyta; Magnoliopsida; Rosales; Rosaceae.